GCUGACCACUGGGUGCAGUUGACACCCAGCGGCUCGGCGCCCCCAGCCGUCGAGAGACAUGCAAUGGCCUGCAGUGACGCAGCAGACGCCUGCUACGUGUUUGGUGGGCUGGUGGCAAGCACUGGCCAAGAUAAAACGAAUGGCCUCUACAACUACUCAAGGUCUGGAGAGGCUCCAACAAGCACCACGACGACUACAACGACGACAGCGGCUACACCGACAAGUGCCAACACUGCAACAACGGCAGCGGCCACAACAAAUACAACGAGUACAAUGACAACUUCUACGUAUGUCUCCUCCGCACGGGACCCUGUAAUCCCCUUCUUUUUGUGUCUCCUUGCGGUCAGGGGCCCUUGA
Messenger RNA from Symbiodinium pilosum, 357 nucleotides. Lineage: Eukaryota; Dinophyceae; Suessiales; Symbiodiniaceae. The record is from the annotation of a GenBank genome assembly.